AUGUCAGUGAUGAUUCAAGUCAUCGGGCUCUUCCUCCUCAGCAUGUCCUUGAAUGCGGCGCAGGACACGUGCGAUGCAGGCGGGGGUUUGGUCUACUCCUUUACCUUCUGCCCCAACGCCUUCUGUCUCGCCGGCUCCUACAGCUGCGCGCUGGGAGAGGUCGGCAGUUUCUCCAUGGCAGAGAACUUGACAGGAUGUCUGAGCGACUGCGACAGAGAGGCAGGAUGCAGCCUGGCGACUUGGUGCCCCCUGUGCUCGAGCCCUAGAUGCUUCCUCUUCACGUCCUGCAACGUGUGGGAGAGGAAUCCCGUCGUCCUCGACCCCCUCCUGGGCAUCAACGACAUCUGCGAGGUUGAGAGGGAGACGAGAGGAAAGGAAGGAUGA
Guillardia theta CCMP2712 is the source of this 384-nucleotide messenger RNA. RefSeq lists its product as hypothetical. NCBI's taxonomy places the organism in Eukaryota, Cryptophyceae, Pyrenomonadales, Geminigeraceae. The record is from RefSeq and is a predicted model, not a curated record. The transcript has a single exon. The coding region runs from base 1 to 384 and encodes 127 amino acids.